AUGGCUAAAAGCAAAGGGCCCUCGAAACACUCCCGCGCCGCGCGCCGCGCCACAUCCCCCUCCAUCGACACGGACAAGUCCCUCAAGGACAUACCGCUGCCCAAGCGCAGCACCUCGAGCGCGCCGCGGCCCUCGGUCCUCGCCGUCCACCGCGCGGCGGGCAUUUCGAAAAAGAGCAAGCCCGUGCGCAAGUCCCGCCUGACGAGCAAGAUGCGCAAGCGCCACGAGAAGGGGCUCGAGAUGGCCGAGGCCGUCACGGAGCGGACCGGCAAGAAGAUUGAGCAGAGCAUCGGACGGGCCAAGAACGUGCAGAGGAGGAGCAGGACCUGGGAGGACAUCAACAAGGACGCUGUCGAGGGAGGCGCGGGCGAUGAGCAGACGGGCGGGAGUCGCUUUGGCGCGCUGAUGGAGGAGGCGGAUGACGACGACGACGGCGAUGCUGUCGAGGAUGAGGAUGGGUUCAAUCCCGCGAAUCCGGGGGCAAGUAAGCCGGCUGCUAUUACGGACGAUGACGACGACGAGAUUCUGUGA
Metarhizium brunneum ARSEF 3297 is the source of this 531-nucleotide messenger RNA. RefSeq lists its product as uncharacterized. The record is from RefSeq and is a predicted model, not a curated record. Gene Ontology annotation, cellular component: preribosome, large subunit precursor; nucleolus. NCBI's taxonomy places the organism in Eukaryota, Fungi, Ascomycota, Sordariomycetes, Hypocreales, Clavicipitaceae. Gene Ontology annotation, biological process: ribosomal large subunit export from nucleus.